Messenger RNA from Globicephala melas (long-finned pilot whale), 294 nucleotides. RefSeq names its product C-C motif chemokine ligand 20 (gene CCL20). Gene Ontology annotation, cellular component: extracellular region. The record is from RefSeq and is a predicted model, not a curated record. Gene Ontology annotation, biological process: immune response. Lineage: Eukaryota; Metazoa; Chordata; Mammalia; Artiodactyla; Delphinidae. Gene Ontology annotation, molecular function: chemokine activity.
AUGAUGUGCAGUAGCAAGAGUUUGCUCCUGGCUGCUUUGAUGUCACUGCUGCUACUCCACCUCUGCAGCAAGUCAGAAGCAGCAAGCAACUUUGACUGCUGCCUCCAAUAUACAGAAAAAAUCCUUCAUCCCAAAUUUAUCGUGGGGUUCACACAGCAGCUGGCCAAUGAAGCUUGUGACAUCAAUGCAGUCAUCUUAUACACAAAGAGAAGAUUAGCUGUGUGUGCAGAUCCAAAGAAGAGUUGGGUGAAACAUGUAGUGCAUAUCCUCAGUCAAAGAGUCAAGAAGGUGUAA